CCUGAUUCCACCUGUUUAAUCAGUUGAGCUUGACUUUCAAUAGACUCAGGUGUGGCUUCUGCUUGGUUGGAGUGAAAACCUGCACCCACACCGGCCGUUUCCGAAUAAGAUUGGACAUCCCUCGCUGUGGUAGUAUGCUGUCUGGCUGAAACCGUCCGCCAAGCGACGUGAGGGAAAGUGGGCGGGGCUUUCCGUGACGUCCUUCGAGCUCUAGCCUAGCUACGGAAGUACAAAACGGCACCUUUUUUUUUUUUAAAUCCUCUGAGCACGAGUUAAUGGAAACAUGCAUGCUUCCUCCUGCUCGACUGCUCUCAUCACUACCUCUGAGCACGGAUCACUGAAGAGUUGUUGGGUCUUGCGUGGAAUUUGACCUAGCACCUUUUAAAUGAUUGAAACGGAGUAAAAAUGGACCAGGAUGAGUUUGAGGACGUAGCGUCACAUGGACACUGGCAAAAUCUGUAUAAUGAAAUCCGUAACCAGUCUCAAGAAUGUCCCUGCAAAGUGGCAAAAUUCCCAGAAAAUCAGAACAGGAACAGAUACAGAGACGUCAGCCCAUAUGAUCACAGUCGGGUGAGAUUAGAAAAUUUAGAAAAUGACUACAUAAACGCAAGCUUGAUAACCAUGGAGGAAGCUCAGAGAAACUACAUACUGACCCAGGGACCCUUGACUAAUACUCGUGGUCACUUUUGGUUAAUGAUCUGGGAGCAGCGGUCCAAAGCUGUCAUCAUGCUCAAUAGAGUCAUAGAAAAAGGCUCAGAGAAAUGUGCUCAGUACUGGCCCUCAGAAGAAGAGAAACAAAUGUAUUUCAGUGAUACGGGGUUUGUGGUGACUGUAGUGACUGAAGACAUUGAAACUCAUUACACAACAAGACUGCUCGGGCUUCAAAACAUCAAAACAGGAGAGAGAAGAGACCUCUACCACUUUCAUUUCACCACUUGGCCUGACUUUGGUGUGCCUGAGUCCCCUGCAUCUUUCCUCGACUUUUUGUUCAAGGUUCGAGGGUCUGGCUCAUUGGAGCCUGAGAAUGGGCCGGCUGUGGUCCACUGCAGUGCCGGGAUUGGCCGUUCAGGGACGUUCUCUUUGGUUGACACUUGCUUGGUCCUAAUGGAUAAGAGGAAAGAUGCUUCAUCUGUAGAUGUACAGAAAGUCCUAUUGGACAUGAGGGAGUAUCGCAUGGGCCUCAUUCAAACCUCAAACCAGCUUCGUUUCUCUUACAUGGCCAUAAUGGAGGGAGCCAAGUGCAUCUUGGGGGACUCUAUUCUGAAGCAACAAUGGCCAAACAUGUCUAAAGAGGACAAGGAGCCACAGACUGACCUGGGUCCAGCUCUGCAGGACACUGCAAGACAGCCAGAUGAAAUGAUUGGACGGAUCUCAAAGCUAGGAAGAGAAAAGGAUCCAACAGUGUCAGUAAAGGAAGAGCAGCAAGCAGAUUUAAAACCAGAGAGCUUGCGUAAGCGACAUCGUGAGGAGCGGAUAGCCAGCACAGCACAAAAGAUCCAACAGAUGAAGCAGAAGCUGAAUGAUGUGGAGAAGAAGAGAGAGACUUGGCUGUACUGGAGGCCUGUUCUCUUGAAUGUAGGAGCUGGAGCAGCUCUAGCACUGGGUCUGUUCCUGUGCUGGGCAUUUCUCUCACCGUGAUGCCGCUAUAAUCAUAUAGACUUUUUACACUCAGACAUUUUGGUUCACUGUGAGAUCCAGGACAGUGAGCUCUUUGAUAGCAAAAGGCUUUUUUUUUGUGCAAACAAAGGUGCUCACUAGGACAUUCUGCCUGAUUUCUUGAAUAAAAUAUUUAUACAGAUCGCUUUAGAUUGCAUACAAGCCCUCUAGCUUGGCUCUUGAUAAUUUCAGUGUUUAGAAGCUUGGUCUGUUAGCACUACUACAAAAUUUGUUGGCCCAAGAAAGACAUUGUUUUGCUGAAAUUUAUUUGAGUAAAUCACUCUGUGAACUUUGGAUGUAUUUGGGUGUCACUCACCAGUGUAAGAUAUUCCUGUCACUUUGUCUUAUUUUUUUCAUCACUUUUUUUCUCCUUGUUCUCACAUCUCAGGAGGUCUUAUUAAUAAAUGGAAUAUAAAACAUUCCACCAAAUUUAAGAGGUGGAUCGUGUCCCAUUUUGAAUAGUGAUGUGUGUAUAUAUUAAAGACUUUUUGCUGAAGAAAGAAAAUGUCUGUUAUUUGAAUGGGGUGCUGCGUAUACACAACAGAUCAAAGCCAGUUUGCAGGCUUUGCAAGUAUUAAUAGGGCAUCCACUGGUAUUUAUAUCACAUUCAGUAAGACAAAUGCAGACAUUUAAUUUUUUUCCAUUAUUAAUCUACUUACUGAACACUUAAUUAGGAACAUAAUACUAAUACUGGGUAGGGCUAAUACUUUUUCUCUCAAAACAGCCUCAAUUCUUUGUGGCGUGGAUUCCACAAGAUGUUGGAAACAUUCCUUUGAGAUUCUGGUCCAUGUUGACAUGAUUGCAUCAGGCAAUUCCUGCAAAUUUUUCAGGUGCACUUUCAUGUUACAUAUAUCCCGUUCUACCACAUCUCAAAUGUGUUGUAUUGGAUUCAGAUCCAGUGACUGAGAAGGCCACUGAAGAACACUGAACUCCUUGUCAUGUUCAUUAAACCAGUUUGAGACAACCUUUGCUUUGUGACAUGGUGCAUUAUCAUGCUGGAAUUAUCCAUUAGAAGAGGGUAAAUUGUGGCUAGGAAGGGAUGCACAUGCUCAGCAACAAUACUCCUAAAAGGCUGUGGAAAUCCAGUGAUGAUUUAUUGGUAUUAAUCUGCACUAAGUGUGUCAAGAAAACAUUCCCCACACCAUUACCCCACCUCCACCAGCCUGGGCUGUUGACACAAGCCAGGUUAAAUCCAUGGAUUCAUGCUGUUGGCACCAAAUACUAACACUACCAUCUGUGUGCCUCAGCAGAAAUUGAGAUUCAUCAGACCAGGCUACGUUUUUCCAGACUAUUGCGUUUUGAUGAUCCUGUACUCACUGCAGCCUCAGCGUUCUGUUCUUGGUUGACAGAAAUGGAACCCGAUGUGGUCUUCUGCUGUUGUAACUCAUCAGCCUCAAGAUUUGAUGUGUUGUGCAUUCUGAGAUGCUUUUCGGUUUACCACAAUUGAACAGAGUGGUUAUCUGAGUUACUGUAGCCUUUCUCUGAGAUCAACAAGACAUUUCCAUCCACAUAACUACAGCUCACUGAUGGUUUUUUUCUUUAUUGCACUAUUCUAAGUAAACUUUUGAAACUGUUGUGUGUGAAAAUCCCAAGAGAUCAGCAGUUAUAGAAAUACUCAA
This is a messenger RNA of Ictalurus furcatus (blue catfish), 3275 nucleotides long. It is a transcript of the gene ptpn2a, whose product is annotated as protein tyrosine phosphatase non-receptor type 2a. Gene Ontology annotation, molecular function: protein tyrosine phosphatase activity. Gene Ontology annotation, biological process: protein dephosphorylation. The record is from RefSeq and is a predicted model, not a curated record. Lineage: Eukaryota; Metazoa; Chordata; Actinopteri; Siluriformes; Ictaluridae. The transcript has 9 exons. Bases 406 to 1638 code for a protein of 410 amino acids.